Messenger RNA from Tarenaya hassleriana, 1185 nucleotides. Its product is annotated as esterase AGAP003155-like. The coding region runs from base 127 to 816 and encodes 229 amino acids. The transcript has 6 exons. The record is from RefSeq and is a predicted model, not a curated record. NCBI's taxonomy places the organism in Eukaryota, Viridiplantae, Streptophyta, Magnoliopsida, Brassicales, Cleomaceae.
UUCAGGCUCUAUAAAAACAGCCAGCGGAGAGAGGAGAUUCCCCAAAACUACGGAAAUCCCAAGAAAAAAAACCCAGCAAAAAGAAGAAGGGUUUUCGGAAUCGGAAUCGGGACCGGAGGUGUUGGGAUGGGGAGCGAAGGAGCGAUGAUUGUGAAGAAACCCAGAUUGCUUUGUCUUCAUGGGUUCAGGACGAGCGGCGAAAUCAUGAAGAAGCAGAUUCAUAAAUGGCCAGAGUCUGUUCUCGAGAGGCUCGAUCUCGUCUUCCUCGACGCGCCUUUUCCCUCUCAGGGUAAAUCCGAUGUCGAGGGAAUCUUCGAUCCGCCUUAUUACGAGUGGUUCCAAUUCAACAAGGAAUUUACUGAGUACACAAAUUUUGAAAAGUGUUUGGAGUAUAUUGAGGAUUACAUGAUCAAACAUGGACCCUUUGAUGGUCUUGUUGGUUUCUCUCAGGGUGCGAUCCUAUCCGGUGGGUUGCCAGGACUUCAAGCCGCGGGAAUAGCUCUUCAGAAGGUUCCCAAGAUCAAGUUUCUGAUCAUAAUUGGCGGCGGAAAGUUCAAAUCUCCGUCGGUGGUCGAGAAGGCGUUCUCUUCUCUCGUCGAAAUUCCUUCUCUACAUUUCUUAGGGGAGACGGAUUUCUUGAAGCCGUAUGGAAUCGAGCUUAUAGAAUCGUUCAAAGAUCCGGUCGUGGUUCAUCAUCCCAAGGGUCACACAGUCCCUAGGCUUGCUGAUGAGAAAAGCUUGGAGAGCGUUCUGGGAUUCGUCGAGAAGAUGGAAAAUAUUCUGACCGAAGAAGAGAGAGGAGUGACGAAUGAGUAGUAGUUGCGGUUACGGAAAUCGUGUUUACGUUUGCGUUUACUUUCCAACGCAAAACGCAAAGAGAUACUGUAGGUGGCUUCGGAGAUGAAGCUUUAAACCUAUGGAAAAAAAGUUUAUUUUUUAAAUACACAUAGACGCAAUGGUAUAUAAAUAUCAAGGUAUUCGACAAUAAAAUUAAUAAAUAUAAAACGGUUCGAUAAAAUUUAUAAACGAAAAUACUUUUUACAAACUUCCAUAUAAUCUAUGUUCUCUCUACAACGAGUUCUCUUUGUUUUUUUAUAACGAUAAAUGUAUUAUCACUCAAAAAAUUAUGUCUGUACAUGAUGACCAUAAAUCAAGACCAGCCCCAAAGGUACACGUUACGUACAA